CGCCGUCCGCGACACACGCCCGCCGCGAACUAACCACCCGCUCUCAUGUCACGCGAGUCGCGAUGUCGCUUCCAACACGUGAAUAUUUAUGACGCGAUCGACCAUUUCGCCUACUCAUAAAUGGCACUGCCGACCUCGAUGCAUCACUGCAGCUCGUGUAUGACCGUAAAAUGCCAAUAAAACCUAUUCUUGCGAAAAGACUCGAAGUACGAACUUUCAACAGUAUAAUAGUGUGCGUGUUAUUCUACUGGCAUGUCGUCGAGAGGACCUCCGCGGCCGAUAUGCCGCACGAGUGCUCGUACCGCAGCCUCGAGGCGGAAACGUCGGAGAACGCGGUGCUGUUCUGCAAGAUCCGAACCAUUAGCAGUUUGGACCACCUGUUACAAAACAUCAGUCGAACGCAUUUCGACGAUGUGAUCUCAUUGCACGUGCAGUGUAGUGAGAUAUUGUUUUUCGAGAGUUCGUUGACUGCACACGCGGAGAAGCCGCCCGGCAAACACACCAACCUCGCCAAACUGCGAGACCUUGUUAUCGACAAGUGUAAACUACGACAGAUACCGGCGCGCGCUUUCGAGAAUUUCAAAGACCUGAAGCGACUGCACGUGACGUCUCAUAACAGUGAAUGGUCCGCGAUGACAAUGGAACUGCACGAGCAGGCCUUCUCCGGUUUGAAAGAGUUAAUUGAACUCAAUCUAAGUGAUAACAACAUUUGGAGCACUAAAACGGAAACUUUCUGUUCUUUAUACAGUUUGAAAACUUUAAAUUUGACCAACAAUCACUUACAAAAUAUAAAGACUAUUGGAUUUUCUGACACGCUCAGGGAACAAAACUUAAGCGUAAGAAGUUGCAAUUUAGACAUAGAGACUCUAGACAUGUCCUAUAACGAUUUGAUAGUUGUAACUGAUAACAGCUUAUCUAAGUUGCGUUCGUUGUCGAAACUGUUGUUGCAAAACAACGCGAUAUCUACACUAGAAGAUGGUGCCUUUGAAGGAUUGCUCAGUCUACAGGUUCUGAAUUUAUCUAGUAACUAUAUGAACACACUACCACCUGAUAUCUUUUCUGAUACAAAGUCAGUGAAAGUAAUAAAUGUAAGUAAUAAUACGAUUAAUACAUUGCCCCCAGGGCUCUUUGAAGGUUUAGACCAACUUCAAAUAUUAGACCUUUCGCACAAUGAAUUAACUAGUCACUGGAUAAAUAAGGGAACAUUUGUAGGAUUAUUGCGGAUGGUAAUUUUAAACCUCUCAUAUAAUAGACUAAGUAGAAUAGAUCGUUACAUGUUUCAAGAUUUAAACAGUUUGCAAAAGUUAAAUUUAGAGCAUAAUGAUAUUACAUCUAUUGAUAAACACGCGUUUGGGGAGUUAAGAAAUUUGCACUCGCUAACUUUAUCUAAUAAUAAACUUCUACACAUCGACACCCACCUGUUCACCGAUCUACAUGUGUUGCACGAACUUUUUAUCGACAACAAUAAAAUUAAACACAUCGAAGAGAACGCGUUCGACAAUAUGACGUCCAUUGAAGAUUUGAGUUUGAAUGAUAACUUUUUAUCAUCCAUACCUGCGUCUGUUCGCAAACUUCGGUCUCUAAAGUCAUUGGACAUAGGGAAUAAUAAUAUAACCCAUCUGAACCGGGAAAACUUUCGCGGCCUGUCGGAACUUUUCGGUUUACGUCUGGUGGAUAACAAAGUUACGUAUUUAAACGAAGACACUUUUGAACAUUUGCCACAGUUGCAGGUGCUCAAUUUAGCUUCAAACAAAAUAAAACAUGUUGCACCAGGCUGUUUUCGGAAAAAUGUAAAUUUAAAAUUACUGCGUAUGGACGGCAACGAAAUUACAAAAUUCGACGGAAUAUUUAAUACCCUCAAUAACUUAGUUUGGCUAAAUAUGUCCGAAAAUAAAAUAACUUACUUUGACUUUCAUAGUUUUCCCGAUAGCUUAGAAUGGCUAGACUUACACAAAAAUUACAUAGAAAACUUUGCAAAUGACGACAUGUAUUCAAAUGUCAAUAUUAAAUUACUUGAUUUAAGUCACAAUAACAUCACACAAAUAGCCGUCACUUCAAUACCGCGAUCCGUGGAUAAAUUGUAUUUAAACGACAACAACAUACAAAACAUUCAAGUCGGUUCCUUUUCAAAACUACAAAGGUUAUCAACGGUGACGUUAAAUAAUAACAAACUGGUAAAACUUGACAUGAAUGCGUUUAGGUUAGAUCAAAUAGAUGAAGAUAGUGACUUACCAGAGUUUUUUAUAAGCGGAAAUCCAUUUGUUUGUGAUUGUUCAAUGGAAUGGAUUCAACGCAUUAAUUAUUUGAGCCAUAGCCGCCAGUACCCGCGCGUGUUAGAUUUAGAUAAAGCUUUGUGUUCGUUAGUCCAUUCGCGAGCUAAACAAAAAAAGUUAAUAAUUGACAUGUCACCCUCCGACUUUCUCUGUCCAUAUGACAGUCAUUGUUUCGCUCUGUGCCACUGUUGUGACUUUGUUGCUUGUGACUGUGAAAUGAUUUGUCCGAACAACUGUAGAUGUUAUCACGACAUCACUUGGAAUGCGAACGUAGUAGAUUGUUCGAACGCCGGUUACACAGAAGUGCCGGAGCGUAUUCCGAUGGACGCUACCGAAAUAUAUUUAGAUGGAAACCAUAUAAGUCAUCUGGGAAAUCAUAUCUUUAUUGGCAAAAAGAAACUACAAGUGCUGUAUUUGAACAAUACGAAAUUGAAAGAAGUCAAUAACCAAACUUUCAAGGGAGUCGACUCUUUGAGAGUAUUACACUUGGAAAACAAUAAACUAGUCGAGUUGAAAGGAGAUGAGUUUCUACAUCUGAAUAAUUUAAAUGAAUUAUAUUUAGAUCACAACGCUAUAACACAUGUCGCUAACAAUACUUUUUCCUCAUUAAAAUCGCUUUCUGUUCUCAGAAUUGACGAAAACAAACUUGUUAACUUUUUCCCUUGGAAAUUAUUAGCUUCGUCUUCCAAAAGUUUAGCUCACGUAUCCAUAGAAGGUAAUCAAUACUCCUGCGAUUGUAAAAGUAUUGCGGAAUUAGAUUCUUGGCUAAGAAGAGAUCCAGGAGACCCGGAAAAAAUGCUUUGUACAGACCCCGAAGGCAAACCUACUAAAAUCACUAUAGCAUCCGUUUUAAGUCAUUGUAAAGAAUACAUGGGAUCAAUGGGCGAUCCAACUGUUUCUAGAGAUGAAAUGGUUUCUAAGUCUAUAUUUCUUCCUGAUAAUUAUUUCGCUGUAAUUUGUGGGAUUGUUAUAAUUUUAGUGGUGAUUUGUUUGAUAGGUGCUAUCUUUUACGCUUUUCGGUACGAAGUUAGUGAUUGGGUGUACACAAAGUACGGAGUGCCGCUGUUCAAAGAACAAUCAUGUCCUAACGUCGACCCUGUCAUGGAGGGGAAUUCCAAUCACAUGUACGACUACUUCGUGAUAUGCAAUACCAAAGACACAAACUUUGUUUAUCAUAAUAUUAUGUCAGAGAUAGAAUUCAGAAAAAUGAGCUCAAAGAAAUUUUCGCCUAACGAGAUCACUCUCAACAUUCUUACGUUGGAUGGCUUUUCAAAAUCUUCAAAGCUAUCCAAAAGAUUAAUUAUUGUACUGACGGCCAAUUUUAUUUGCAAUGACCUUUGCGACAUACAUUUCAAAACUAUAUUUUUUAGUUACCUAAAAUCCCUCAAUCGCAGCGAUAUGAAUAAAGUAAUAUUUAUAAACGUUGUAGAUAACAAUCAAAUAAGCGACGAAUUGUGUUUCAUAUUAGAUAAGUUCAGAAGUAUAUCGUGGAGUGACCCGCGCUUCUGGGACAGAUUCAUCGCUCUACUCAAUUCGACCGACACUAUUAUCACGGUAAAAGGUUCCGAGAAGAGCGUAUUCAAGAAGUCGUUACGGCAGACUCCGACGUUGAGAUACACGACAAUGCCGGUUUCAAACGAUAGUUGCUCAAAGCAGAAUUUCACAAAUUCCUUACAGUAUUGUAAGAGGAACGACGGAGAAUCGUCUCAGAAUGAAAGUUCGCCUUCGUCUGACAACAACACGUACGGCGAAGGGAACAAUUCCAACAAUAGCUACAUGUCGAUCGACAAUAGGACUUGUCCUCGGUUUAAUUAUGACCUGAGGCUGUCCCCUAGCAGUGGUCACGUAUAUUCUAGGGUUGAAGAUAUUUCGCCGACCGUACCGCGUUCUAUGACGGGUAAUGCUUCUAAUAAAGGGCGCACGUACUUUGUUUGAACAACAUUGUUGGUAUUCCAUUUAUUCUAUGUAAGUUUUAUUUCCUUUUUGCACAUAUAAACUUUGCACAUUUCAUCAUUCAUUCACACGUAAAGUUUCAUUUUUUAAAUGUAAAUAUAUUGUACUCAUCCGUACGUGUUUGUCAAUUUUUUCAUACGUAAUUUUAAGCGAAGUGAAAAUCCAUUCGUGUUACGAAGAAUAUUUUAAUGAAAUGAUAUUUGUACAAAGUUCGUGUGAAAAUGUUGAGUCUGAUUGUGGUAACACUUUUCAAAUAUAACAUUUCUUAUUAUUGUAUAAAUUUUAUGAAUUCUGUGGAAUUAUUUUCACAGAUCGAGUCACUGUAACGCAACACCAAAUAGCUUAAGAUGUUUAAAAUUGUACUCACAUUCACGUUUUAAAUAUUAAGGUGUAUAAUUUUAUUAUAAAAGUCUAUUCAUAUUUAAGUACAUAGAGUUACUUUUUCAUCUAAUCGUCUAUUUAUCUCAAAAUUAUUAUUUUCUUUACUACACUUGUAAGACGUUUUAAGGCAUUAUAGGUCGACUUAGACAGACAUAAGACAUUUAUACUUCAAAAACAUAUUUGAAAGUCAUAUUAAUUUUCUUUAAGAAUUGUCUAGUGGAUCAAGAAAAGUAUUAUUGAGCUAUAUAUUAUAACUUUAAUGUGUUUUGUUUAUAUUUUUGUUCAUGAAAUGUAUUUUUAAUUAAUGUUUGUAUGAGAGAUGUGUAUGUACUGCGUUAUUAUUCAUGUGCUUGAUCCUUAAGCGUAACAGACUUGUAUAUAUCGAAAUACUAAUUAUAUAUGUUCGCGAUGUUAUCGUUUAUCGGCAUAGUUGUAUCGCUUGAGUAUUUUAAUAUAAUUAAGCUAAAUCGUGAUAUUAGAUUUAAUAAUUAUAAACUUGAAAAUAAAUGUAAUUUUUGGAUUGUAAUUAUUAGUGAUAAAAUGAUUGUUUUGUAUAAAAAAAUGUACAAAGAUAUCUUGACAACGUAAUAAAUUAUACUGACGUUUUGAUACUUAA
Messenger RNA from Manduca sexta (tobacco hornworm), 5223 nucleotides. RefSeq names its product toll-like receptor 6. Bases 171 to 4208 code for a protein of 1345 amino acids. Gene Ontology annotation, molecular function: protein binding. NCBI's taxonomy places the organism in Eukaryota, Metazoa, Arthropoda, Insecta, Lepidoptera, Sphingidae. Gene Ontology annotation, cellular component: plasma membrane. The record is from RefSeq and is a predicted model, not a curated record. The transcript has a single exon.